CUGCUUGAGAACAGAUCGAAAACCUUGCCCCUAUCCAUCCUCAGCAUCUGGCUUCUGGAUAUACAGGAUAUUUCAUUCAAGCAUGUCUGCCAACACCACAGCCCUUCUGACCGACUUUCCCAAGCUUGCCGAGCUGCAAGAGAACGACCUCAAAGACGUGCUCUCGGACGACCGGCUCACGAAUGCGGUCCUGUUCACCGUGCCGGCUGUCACGGCGGUCAUGGAUGAGCAGGAAAAGCUGAGCAGGGAUAACGAGGAACUUGCCAAAAAGAACCUCUCAUUGCAAAAUGACUUGAUGGCGCUCCGAUCAUCUACCGCGUCGGCCUAUGCCACGGCUCAGCAUAUGAAAGAUAGAUGGGCAGAGUUGGAAGCUCAACAGGCGGCUCUCUAUCAGCGUUACCGCCCGUCUUUCCUUCAUAUGCGUCUGAGACACUCUGUCAGCGAUCAGGAUAACAAGACGGAAGCCCUCGCAGCUUCUUUCAUCGGGAGCUCGGAUUCCGAACAGACGGUUGAUGCGUUUGUCAAGGCUUUCCGGGCGGAGAGAAAGGUUUACCAUAAACAGGCUUAUUGGUGUGAAAAGUGGACCAAGGGCGAGGUCGCUUGGAGAGAGGAUUGAUCAACGCUCAACAACUACACCUCGGCUGAAACAGGAAACGUCCGGAAAGAACGUUUCAUGACUAUUACGACGACUCAACAACAAUUCAACGACAACACACGACACGACCACCAUACUGUCGGUACUUAUUCCCAUCAAUUUCACUUCCCUCUCCACCUCGCCAUCGACUCGGCAACUCCACGACCCGCCUUCAGGUCCUCUGUAAUCCUCUCGUCUGUCUUCUUUCCCUCUUGGCCCGCUCGGGCGAUUUCCCACAACCUCUCUUCCGACCACGAACGGGGAAAGAGCAGGAUACCAUCUUCGUCGGCCAAGAUCAGGUCUCCC
Filobasidium floriforme is the source of this 940-nucleotide messenger RNA. RefSeq lists its product as uncharacterized. The record is from RefSeq and is a predicted model, not a curated record. Gene Ontology annotation, biological process: ubiquitin-dependent protein catabolic process via the multivesicular body sorting pathway; protein targeting to membrane; protein targeting to vacuole. The transcript has 4 exons. The coding region runs from base 83 to 616 and encodes 177 amino acids. Lineage: Eukaryota; Fungi; Basidiomycota; Tremellomycetes; Filobasidiales; Filobasidiaceae. Gene Ontology annotation, cellular component: ESCRT I complex.